Messenger RNA from Drosophila grimshawi, 1861 nucleotides. It is a transcript of the gene Nt5c, whose product is annotated as 5'-nucleotidase domain-containing protein 3. Bases 39 to 1658 code for a protein of 539 amino acids. The transcript has 7 exons. The record is from RefSeq and is a predicted model, not a curated record. Lineage: Eukaryota; Metazoa; Arthropoda; Insecta; Diptera; Drosophilidae. Gene Ontology annotation, molecular function: 5'-nucleotidase activity.
CAAGCACGCACUUCAGUUAAAUUAGCCAAUCAAGUUAAAUGUGUGCAGCGCGUAGUCCAAUUGUAAGUGCAUUAUUUAAACAAAAUGUGGUCACGUGGAGUGCCAGCGCCUCCAGGCGGCUAAAGAGGAGCUCCCAAUCACGCUACUUGAGCACCAGCAGCCGAACCGACAUCGAAUCUGGGCCAGCAGCCGUUACGCACCACGCUCUUAUCAAUCCAAAAACAGUGAGUGAUUUCCAAGAGCUCUACGAAGCAACAAAAAAGAAAUUUCAAUCCAAAAAGCUGCCAGUUGAUGUGCAUCCAGAUGCCGUAUUUGCGUGCAAUGAACUCGACCUCAGCGAGGUGCAGGUCUAUGGCUUCGACUAUGAUUAUACGCUGGCCUGCUACAAGCCCAUAUUGGAGGAUUUACUCUACAAUUUGGCGCGUGAAAUGCUCGUUAAGCGCUUUCGAUAUCCCGAAGAAAUUCUCGAUCUCGAAUAUGAGCCAAAUUUUGCAGUGCGCGGAUUGCAUUAUGAUGUGGAGAAGGGUCUGCUGGUGAAGCUCGACUCGUUUCUCCAGCUGCAGCUGGGAUCCGUUUAUCGUGGACGCACCAAAGUGGGGGCAGAGGAGGUGCUCAACCUGUACCACAAUCGUCUGCUGCCCAUUGCGUAUGUGGAGGGUCCAAAUAGUGGUCACAGGCACAAUACAAACUCGAAAAUGGUGCAGCUGGCCGAUCUGUUCUCGGUGCCCGAAAUGUGCUUGCUGUGCAAUGUUAUCGAAUAUUUUGAACGCAAUCGAAUCGAUUAUAAUCCAGAGAUUGUGUUCCACGACUCUCGCACCGCGAUGGGCUCGUGUCAUCCCAUAAUGCAUGCCACCGUUAUGAAGAAUACGGAAAAGUACAUUCAACGCAAUUCCAAACUGGUGGAAUAUUUUAAGAAGCUGAAGCAGGCGGGCAAGAAUCUCUUUCUGGUGACCAACAGUCCUUUCUCAUUUGUCAAUUGCGGCAUGACUUAUCUUGUGGGCGAAAACUGGCGAGAUUUCUUCGAUGUGGUCAUUGUGCAGGCUCGCAAACCCAAAUUCUUUACCGAUGAAUCUCGCCCAAUAAGGCUGUAUGACGAGAAAACCAAAUCGCAUCUGUGGGAUCGUGUUUUCAAGUUGGAAAAGGGAAAAAUCUAUUAUGAGGGCUCAGUGCGACAACUGCAGGAGCUGAAAGGCUGGCGUGGACACUCGGUGCUCUAUUUUGGCGACCAUCCCUACAGCGACCUGGCGGAUGUGACCCUAAAGCACAGCUGGAGAACAGGCGCCAUAAUCAGCGAGCUAGCUCAUGAAAUCAAGACAUUAAAUCGUGAGGAUUUUAAGAUGAGCGCCAAUUGGCUGCAAAUGCUGACACAGCUGAUCGAGGACACCCAGGACGACGAUAGCGAGGCGGCUCAGGUGAGCCUGCGUGCCUGGAUGGAUGAGCGUGAUCACUUGCGCAACAAAACAAAGAACGUGUUCAACGAACAGUUUGGCAGCGUUUUUCGCACGUAUCACAAUCCCACGUAUUUCUCGAGAAGAUUAUUCCGCUUCGCUGACAUCUACACCAGUGACAUAACGAAUUUACUCAAGUUCUCCACAUCGCACACGUUCUACCCACGACGCGGUGUCAUGCCACACGAAUAUGCCUCACAUUUCAUUUAAGCCAAAGAGCUAUCUCGUUCACUCUCUCUAUCUUCAACCCGCAGCUAGUAGACAAAUGUAUGUAGUUUUAGUUCAAAAAGUGCCAGUGUUUCUUGUUGUUUAGCUUGAACCUUAGAGAAUUUAUACAUAUAAAUAUAUAUAGUAUGACUGUUAGUCGAAUUUGCAUAGCUGCUCAAUAAAAUCGUUGUAAUAGUUGACAAAAA